AAAAUGAUUCAGAAGAUGGAUGUGAAAUUGAUGAAGAUGACCUCUUUAACAGUCCCUUCAACAAAACUGGAACAUUUUCAUGCACUUCUGACCCAGAAAAUAUGAUGGAACUAUUGCAAAGAGUUGAAAAACUUGUGGAUAAUGCGAUGAUUGAAUUGGAGAAGAUGGAUCAGGAUUCUAAUACAAAUCUUUUGUCCAGCGAGAGCAAAGACGCAACAGAAAUUCAGGCUCAUCCAGUAAUCCCAGGAAAAUGUAUCACUGAGCGAAUGGACUGGAAAGUGGAAGAAGAGUAUAACCCAAUGUGGCCAAAUGACUACAAGGUUCUACUAGAUGAUCUAGAUAAAGAAGGUGAACAAGGGAAAGAAUAUAUCAAUUCGGUGUGCGAAAACAAAUUUUCACCACUACAUAAAAAUUGCCCAAAACAUUACGAAAUGCCAUCAAAUUCAAUUAAUGAUAGCAUUACUGAGAUUAAUAAGAUCACAAAUGUAUCGGAUCUUGAGAAAUUUAUACGUAAUUACCAGGAUGACAUAUUUAAAAUUCCAUUACCACCGAGUCCACAGAAGAUUGAAUCCUGGGAAUUUUUACCAGUUUUGUCGGAUUUAAAUUAACUUGUGAACUUUUAUGAUUUUGUUCUCAUUGAUCAUGAGAAUUUGACGAUGAAGUCCAGAACACAGGAUCUCAUAAAUUAAAGCCUAUAUUAUAUGUGCUAAAACCGAAAAUAAAGGCUCUGAACGA
Molecule: messenger RNA, 735 nt
Organism: Phlebotomus papatasi
Lineage: Eukaryota; Metazoa; Arthropoda; Insecta; Diptera; Psychodidae
Exons: 2
Coding region: 102-608 (168 amino acids)
Source: RefSeq, a predicted model, not a curated record